AAUCUCGGAGAGCGCCACUUGCUGUCAGUGAAUCCUCGCGAAGGUCACGCGAGUGCCUUGGAGGUAUAUUGGGAGUGUGUGCUGUUCUCGCAAAAAUUUUCACAAUCAUUAUACGUGACGUCCACUGCCAUCAACAUGCUGCCCCGAUUCCUCAGGCCCGCCAUAAAUGUCACCCAGCAAGGCGCAAAGCGAUUGUCCACAAGUGCUACGCGUGAUGCGAAAGUCAGUGUCAUGGGAGCGAGCGGUGGCAUCGGCCAGCCACUGUCUCUGCUUCUCAAACAGUCGCCUCUCGUUACGGAAUUAUCGCUGUACGAUAUUGUAAAUACACCUGGUGUCGCCGCCGAUCUCUCACACAUGAAUACCCCUGCGAAAGUCAAAGCUUAUAAUGGCCCAGAGCAGCUCAAAGAUUCUCUGAAGGGUACCCAGGUUGUUAUCAUACCUGCGGGUGUUCCACGCAAACCGGGCAUGACUCGUGACGAUCUAUUCAAUACAAAUGCCUCCAUCGUACGAGACUUAGCCGCUGCAGUGGCCGAAGUCGCGCCAAAGGCCUUCGUAGCGAUCAUUUCGAAUCCGGUCAACAGUACGGUGCCAAUCGCAUGCGAGGUGCUAAAGAAGGCUGGAGUUUUCGAUCCUAACCGCGUAUUUGGAGUUACUACUUUGGAUAUCGUUAGAGCGAACACUUUCAUCGGGGAAGCGAAGGGUCUUGAUCCGCAAAAAGUCAAUGUCCCAGUCAUCGGUGGGCACAGUGGCAUCACUAUUAUUCCAUUGAUCUCACAGUGCACGCCAUCAGUUUCCUUCCCGGAGGAUCAACUAAAGGCGCUCACCGGCAGGAUACAAGAGGCCGGUACAGAGGUUGUUAAAGCCAAAGCAGGAACUGGCUCUGCAACUUUGUCCAUGGCUUUUGCCGGCGCACGAUUCGGUAUCUCGUUAAUCAGAGCACUGAGUGGAGAAACAGGUAUCAUCGAAUGCUCGUAUGUUAAAUCAAAUGUCACUGAUGCCAAAUACUUCUCCACGCCGAUACUGCUGGGUAAAAAUGGACUUGAGAAGAAUUUGGGAUUAGGUAAAUUAAGCAGUUUCGAGCAGAAACUUUUGGAUGCCGCCAUCCCAGAGCUCAAGAAAAAUAUUCAAAAGGGAGAAGACUUUAUAAAUAAGAAGUGAGAUUUAUAUAAGUGAGGCCUAGCUGAAUAGAGUGUGAUCUGUCGAAUUGCACGUGAAAAUUUCCAGCCUUCGUAGCUCAUCUCGCAAUCAUGUUAAGCUAUCAGAACAAUUGAAAUUUUUUAACCGUAACAAACGCAAUAACUCACGAAUAUAUCUUCCAGGUUUUUUUUUUUUUUUUUUUUUAUGUGUAUGUAUAUAAUAGAAGUAUUAUGGAAUAGGUUAUUGAAUAUGUAUAUUAUAAAGUAAAAAUAUAGAAACUACGGAGGGAAAAUUUAUUAUAAAUAAUUAUGUAUGAUAAGAACGUAUAAAAUAGGGAAUGAAAUAAUAGGACUUGCAAUAUUGGAAUAGUCACUCGAGCAAUUUCUUGUACAAUGAAGGAAAGACUUGAAUAAACGCUAUUUCGACUU
This is a messenger RNA of Solenopsis invicta (red fire ant), 1565 nucleotides long. It is a transcript of the gene Mdh2, whose product is annotated as malate dehydrogenase, mitochondrial. Gene Ontology annotation, cellular component: cytoplasm; mitochondrion. Gene Ontology annotation, biological process: tricarboxylic acid cycle; malate metabolic process. The transcript has 5 exons. Bases 136 to 1158 code for a protein of 340 amino acids. The record is from RefSeq and is a predicted model, not a curated record. Gene Ontology annotation, molecular function: L-malate dehydrogenase (NAD+) activity. NCBI's taxonomy places the organism in Eukaryota, Metazoa, Arthropoda, Insecta, Hymenoptera, Formicidae.